Hydractinia symbiolongicarpus is the source of this 792-nucleotide messenger RNA. RefSeq lists its product as uncharacterized. Bases 155 to 628 code for a protein of 157 amino acids. The transcript has 3 exons. NCBI's taxonomy places the organism in Eukaryota, Metazoa, Cnidaria, Hydrozoa, Anthoathecata, Hydractiniidae. Gene Ontology annotation, molecular function: actin binding. The record is from RefSeq and is a predicted model, not a curated record.
CCGCAAACUCCUUAUAUGGAGAUAUAUGCAUAAUGGUAGCGAAUUCUUGCGACCUGCUAUUGCGUAUAUAUGAGCGAACGCGCCCCUUUCGAAAUAACACAAUACACAGGAAAACAACGAAAACUAUAGCUGUUUUACAUUACCAAUUCGCAAAAUGGUGGACUCUGGUAUUCGACCUACAAAAGAAUCUAUGGAUAUUUAUGAUUUGAUGUCUAGAAAAAAGGGCUAUGACUAUUCAACAUUUAUAAUAGCUAAAGAAGGUGGAAAAGACGCUGUGGUCCCAGGUGUUUCAGUGGAACUUGGUAAAAGCAAAGAAAAAUACGGUGACGAAGAUUUAAAAGGUGUACCCGUUGUAUAUCAUGCUUUAACAGAAGAACUCAAAAAAGCAACUCAAGCAUGCUUUGCGUUAGUUUACGUACCAUUUGUUACCGAUGACGGUCGCAACUCUGAUAAAUUUGCUUUAAUUACAUGGAUUCCGGAAACAACUACAAUUUUGCUGAAGAUGUCUAUGUCUUCAACAAAGCUGAGUGUCAUCAAAAAGUUCAGUUCUGCUCUGUCUAUUGAAGCACAUGACGAAGACGAUCUCAAAUACAAAGAAAUCGCCAGCAAAGUGAAAAAGUCGAAAUAAUUUAUGUCGAAGAUUUUGUUUUGUUCUGUUAUAUACAGCAAUCUCAAAUGUAAAGAUAAAAACAAUGUUUGCAUGACAUUUCUUUUUAAAAUGUAAAAUUUUCAUAUAAUUUCGAUUUAUAUUUGUUUGCACUUUCUUAGUAUGUUAAAAAACAAAACAAGAUA